Molecule: messenger RNA, 2518 nt
Organism: Mercurialis annua (annual mercury)
Lineage: Eukaryota; Viridiplantae; Streptophyta; Magnoliopsida; Malpighiales; Euphorbiaceae
Product: threonine--tRNA ligase, mitochondrial 1
Exons: 21
Coding region: 31-2199 (722 amino acids)
Biological process (GO): threonyl-tRNA aminoacylation
Cellular component (GO): mitochondrion; chloroplast; cytoplasm
Molecular function (GO): threonine-tRNA ligase activity; ATP binding
Source: RefSeq, a predicted model, not a curated record
AACCCUCUUUUUCAACGCUAACAUUCUGUUAUGCUGUGUACUGCUCUGCUCUUCACUAUUCGCCGUUACUCUUCUCCUACUGCUCUCCUCUCCAAUCUCCCUCGCACUCACCGGCGAUUCCUCUCGUCAUUUCCAGCAGCCACAAUGUCCGCCGCUAACAACGCCACCGCCAAGGCUCCUCAUCCUAAAGACGAAGCUUAUCUCACCGCAGUAAUCGAAAAACGCAUCAAAUUGUUCGAAUCCAUCAAAGAAGAGCAAAUCUCGCGAUUUCAAUCGCUCGAGCACGAUACAAUUAAGAUUAGCUUGCCGAAUGGGACGGUGAAGGACGGACAGAGAUGGUUAUCAUCUCCGAUGGACAUAGCUAAAGGGAUAUCGAAGAGUUUGGCUUCGAAUGCUUUGAUUGCUCAAGUUAAUGGCUCGCUUUGGGAUAUGAAUAGGCCGUUAGAGAGUGAUUGCGAGCUUAAGAUUUUUACAUUUGACAGUGAUGAAGGUAGAGAUACCUUUUGGCAUUCUAGUGCUCACAUUCUCGGUCAGUCACUGGAAAUGGAGUAUGGGUGCAAGCUUUGCAUUGGGCCCUGCACCACAAGAGGCGAGGGUUUCUACUAUGAUGCAUUCUAUGGUGAAUUGGGCUUGAAUGAAGAUCAUUUUAAGAAAAUUGAAGCUGGAGCAUUGAAAGCUGUUUCGGAAAAGCAACCUUUUGACCGUAUUGAAGUAUCAAGGGAGCAAGCACUUGAGAUAUUUUCAGAAAAUAUUUUUAAGUUAGAAAUCAUCAAGGAACUUCCUGCAGACAAAACUAUAACUGUGUACAGAUGUGGGCCAUUAGUUGAUUUAUGUCGAGGGCCCCAUAUACCAAAUACAUCCUUUGUGAAAGCUUUUGCAUGUUUGAAGGCUUCAUCUGCUUAUUGGAGGGGUGACAAAGAUCGUGAAAGUUUGCAAAGAGUUUAUGGGAUAUCAUAUCCUGAUCAAAAACGGUUGAAGGAGUACCUUCAACACCUCGAAGAAGCAAAGAAAUAUGACCAUAGAUUGGUCGGUACAAAGCAGGAGCUUUUCUUUUGCCAUCCGCUGAGUCCAGGAAGUUGGUUUUUCCUUCCGCAUGGAACUCGAAUUUACAACAAACUAAUGGAUUUUAUGCGAGUUCAAUAUUGGGAGAGAGGCUAUGAAGAGGUAAAGACUCCUAAUAUUUAUAAUAUGAAACUUUGGGAGACUUCUGGCCACGCUGCAAAUUAUAAGGAGAAUAUGUUUUUGCUUGAGAUUGAAAAGCAGGAGUUUGGUUUGAAACCAAUGAACUGCCCGGGCCACUGUGUAAUGUUUCAACAUAGAGUCCGAUCAUAUAGAGAGCUUCCUCUCCGGCUUGCUGAUUUUGGGGCAUUACAUCGCAAUGAGGCCAGUGGAGCACUCACUGGAUUAACACGUGUGCGAAGGUUUCAGCAGGAUGAUGCUCAUAUAUUCUGCAGGGAGUCACAGAUAAAGGACGAAGUGAAGGGUGUCCUAAACUUCAUUGAUUAUGCCUAUAAAAUUUUUGGUUUCACUUAUGAUCUAAAGCUAUCUACGAGGCCAGAGAAAUAUCUAGGGGACUUGGCAUCAUGGGAUAGAGCUGAGGCUUCUCUUAGAGAUGCAUUGGAUGAUUUUGGGAAACCUUGGAAGAUAAAUGAAGGCGACGGAGCUUUUUAUGGGCCUAAGAUAGAUAUCAGUGUAUCAGACGCAUUGAAUAGAAAAUUUCAGUGUGCCACUCUACAGCUUGACUUUCAGCUGCCAGCUCGUUUUGAGUUGGAGUACUCGGCAGAGGACGAAGCCAAGAGAGAAAGGCCUGUUAUGAUACACAGAGCAAUCCUAGGGUCUGUUGAGCGUAUGUUUGCCAUACUAUUGGAGCAUUACAAGGGGAAAUGGCCAUUCUGGCUGAGUCCUCGUCAAGCUAUUGUCUGCUCUGUUUCUGAGAAAUCCCAGGAGUAUGCAGAGCAGGUACAGAGUCAGUUGCACAACGCUGGCUAUUAUGUUGAUGUUGAUUUAACAGACAGGACAAUCAAUAAAAAGAUACGGGAAGCUCAGUUGGCGCAGUACAAUUAUAUAUUGGUGGUGGGAGAAGAUGAAGCCAAAACUGGAGAGGUAAAUGUGCGUUUAAGAGAUAAGGGUGAUCGCUCCAUGAAGACUAUUGAGAGUCUACUCCAACACUUUAAGGAGGAAGUGGCUGCAUUUCACUAGAUGUUCAAAUAUUGAGCCUUGGAAAACUCUAGAAGAGUGCUUUGUUGCUUGAAUGAUUGAUGUUGCUGUCGACUGGUCUGAUGCUUAGAGAGUUGUUCUUUCAUUCCUCUCCAACUGCUCCUCUUACUCUUUUUGAGUUGAUGAAAGUAAAACUUCUCUCGUAAUUGAUUCUGGAUUAGGCUUUUCGAAAAAUACGAGAUUUGGAUUUUUAGGUUUCGUACAAAUAAUGUUCCACAUUUAAAUAGUUUUUUUUUCUAAAAAGGUAUUUAUAUGAUUUGCUUCUUUUUCAAUCCAAAUAAAAGAUUUAAAUUUAAAGUAA